AUGGCUACUAGCAGUACUCCACAAUCAAGUCCUUCCAGCUCCACAGGAUCGUCACCACCACCAACUCCGGAAAAUCCUUGUUAUCCUUAUCCCGUAGCUAUGUAUUAUAAUCCAUGGAACGCCUACCAAGUCGAUCCAUACUAUGCUUCCAACCCAUCUAGCAUGACAAUGUGCGGUAUACCCAUGCAUUAUCCCAUGCUUCCACAUAUGAUGCCACCUUCAAUAACUGGUGGAGUGACAUCACAACCAAAAAUCGCGUACCCAACUACAGAAUCGAAGACGACAUUAGUUAAUACUAAGUUAUCUCCCAUCAAAGAAGAUUCCAAUUUAAAUUCAAAAUCUUUAAACAAUAGCCCAGAAUCUAGAGGUAACAGAACCAACUAUUCCAGAAAACAGAUUGAAGUGUUAGAGCGUAUGUUUAGCUUUAAGGCGUAUCCCGAUCCAGAAAACUUCGAGAGAUUAGAAAAAGAGCUGGGCAUCGCCAUGAAAUCCAUUAAGGUCUGGUUUCAAAAUAAGAGAGCCAGAAGCAGAAAAAGAGUUGGGGGUCAGACAGUUUUUGCCACAAAGAUUCUUCAAUCAUCCUUACCGUCACCAAUUACACGUUCACCAACAGCUGACCUACUAUCUAAGCCAUCGUCACCACCAACAUCAGUGCAUUCAAUUAAGUCAGAGUCGGGAUCUAUUAAUCAACCCACGAAAUCCAUAUCACCAAAUAGCUCACAACCAUCACCGGCUAUGUUACUACCAACACCAGGACAACCACCUAUGAUGCCACCAAUGCCACAUUUUCCAGGUUACAUGCCAUAUCCUAUGUUUACUUACCCGUAUAUGUAUUCACAAUGUAGAUAA
Messenger RNA from Lottia gigantea (owl limpet), 849 nucleotides. RefSeq lists its product as hypothetical. Gene Ontology annotation, molecular function: DNA binding. The record is from RefSeq and is a predicted model, not a curated record. Bases 1 to 849 code for a protein of 282 amino acids. Lineage: Eukaryota; Metazoa; Mollusca; Gastropoda; Lottiidae. The transcript has 3 exons.